GCAUUUUCCGUUUUGACAUCUCGGUUUUGCGGCGAAUGAUUGUAAAAAGUGUCAAAAUAUUUCGCAGUUUCAAGGGGAGGAAAAUUAAUGAAAGACUUGACAGGGUAAAGUAACUGUGUUAAGAUUUAUUCUGGAAAUAUUUUAAGCGAUUGGCAGCAGCGAUAUGGCGGAAAAUGGUAUGCGUGUUGUAGGUCCCGGCGGUGCUGAGGUAGGCGACUAUAGCAAUGGAAAUCAUGAACACGAGCUAGGUCAGGAAAAUAUUAAGAGCACGCCAAGGCUAAAUGAAACUGCCCAAAAGUACAUGCAAGAAUUGCUCGCUGAGCGAGCACGAAUGGAGACUCAUUUUCCUCUAGCUGUAAAAUUGAUUGAUGAAGCCCUGGAACGUAUUCAACUAAAUGGUCGGAUACCCACGCGCGAACAAUACGCUGAUGUUUAUCAACAAAGAACUAUUAGACUGUCACAAAAGGUGCACGUUCCAAUAAAGGAUAAAAAGUUUAAUUAUGUUGGAAAGCUUCUUGGACCAAAGGGAAAUUCACUGCGUCGCCUUCAAGAGGAGACGCAAUGCAAGAUUGUCAUACUCGGUCGUUUCUCAAUGAAAGAUAGGGUCCGUGAAGAGGAGUUGCGAAACUCUGCUGAUGCCAAAUAUGCCCAUCUUAAUUUGCCGCUACAUGUGGAAGUGUCAACCGUCGCCCCACCGGCUGAAGCGUAUGCACGCAUUGCCUAUGCUUUAGCAGAAAUUCGACGAUAUUUGAUACCAGACAAACACGAUGAUAUCCGACAGGAGCAGUUUCGUGAACUAAUGGAGGAUCCUGAAGCUGCUAAAAAAAUCACUAUACGCCAACAGCAACAGCAGCAACAACAACAGCAAAAUAAUGCUCAUUCUGUUGGUGGCAAUAACAAUAACUCGAGCCAUCGUCCCGGUGGUUCAACUGGAGGAAGUGGCGUGUACAGGCCUAAAUACCAGCAACAAUCUCAUAACUACCACUACAAUGAUGAGACUGUUUAUUAUCGUUCGCAUAACAACACUUACCAUCAACCUAAACCUUAUGUGCCAGCUGUCCAACGCUCAAAUUUAAUGCACUCAACAAUGCCACCACAAGCCAUGGUGAACGCUUCGCCAUCGGGAUUGAUGCCCAAUGCAUCAAAUUAUAAUGGGCGCGGAUCGGUUAUGAAUAGCGGCGUACCAUCCAAUAAUGUUAAUAAUUUACGAUAUCGUUCUUCAUUGCCGCCGUAUCAAUUUGUAAAAAAAUAA
Molecule: messenger RNA, 1252 nt
Organism: Rhagoletis pomonella (apple maggot)
Lineage: Eukaryota; Metazoa; Arthropoda; Insecta; Diptera; Tephritidae
Gene: qkr58E-2
Exons: 6
Coding region: 164-1252 (362 amino acids)
Biological process (GO): regulation of alternative mRNA splicing, via spliceosome
Cellular component (GO): nucleus
Molecular function (GO): mRNA binding
Source: RefSeq, a predicted model, not a curated record